AUGCCCUCAAAGCAAAAAGUCCGCGUGAAGCAGAAAAAGCCAGCAGCAGCAGCAUCUGCACUGCCAACGAUAGAAGCAGGCUUUUUCGUCGAUACUCACGGCGCUUCGGACGGGGACGACUUCGCUGACAAUGCCAUCAGCGAAAGUGAACAAAUACCCAAGGAUGCAACGGAAGAGACGCUUGAGCGGUUACUCUUUGGCGAUGCGGCGGGGUUUCAUGAUGCGCUAAGGGAUCGGGAUGCUGGGGCUAUGGAGAUUGCGUUGAGGGAUGGUGCGAGUGAGGGUGGAGAUGGAGGCGUAGAGGAAGAGGAAGCGCAAGAGGAGGGCGGCUUGGAACAUAUAUAA
Molecule: messenger RNA, 345 nt
Organism: Histoplasma mississippiense
Lineage: Eukaryota; Fungi; Ascomycota; Eurotiomycetes; Onygenales; Ajellomycetaceae
Exons: 2
Coding region: 1-345 (114 amino acids)
Source: RefSeq, a predicted model, not a curated record